AUGACGAAGGAGCUAAAGAAGAUAGAUGAAUCUGUUGACAUACUCGAGGAUGCAAUAGCGGCGGAAGCAGAAGUAAAUAAGCCAUCCAAUGAUGUCGGAAGCUCAAAUUGGACAACAAUGCAACCAUAUGAGUUGUGGGAGCAGGCUAAAGUUAUCGGUGCCGGUACGUACGGCUGA
Arabis nemorensis is the source of this 177-nucleotide messenger RNA. NCBI's taxonomy places the organism in Eukaryota, Viridiplantae, Streptophyta, Magnoliopsida, Brassicales, Brassicaceae. The record is from the annotation of a GenBank genome assembly.